This is a messenger RNA of Lathyrus oleraceus (garden pea), 2299 nucleotides long. RefSeq names its product truncated FRIGIDA-like protein 1. The record is from RefSeq and is a predicted model, not a curated record. Lineage: Eukaryota; Viridiplantae; Streptophyta; Magnoliopsida; Fabales; Fabaceae. Bases 326 to 1852 code for a protein of 508 amino acids. The transcript is spliced from 3 exons.
GUUUGCACUAGUUGGUAUAGUAUACUUGCUUGAGAUUCUUUAGUUUUAAUUACUAUUAUUCUUUAUUCUACAUAUCAAGUCGUUUUCUCUAUUUAUUUUAUGCUCUUUAUAUAUGUGCACAUGCCAAUCAAUGGCAUUUCUCGCAUUAUACACGGCAAUAUUUCCUUCCUGAGAUGGUGCCGUUAGAAUCUGAACAAUUUUUAAAUUUAAUGGCGUCGUCAUUCACAUUCACUCUCACUGUCUCCACCAUCGCGCUAGGGUUUCCAGAAUGCACCAAUCGUUCCAUUAAUCUCUCAAAUCACGAAUUCCCAAUUCAACUCCAACUAUGGCUGCAUCAAAAGCAAUUUCCGAAGCAUUGAAUCUCAUAGACACGAAGAAAGAGAAUCUCAGAAAAGCCUUCGAAAAUCUUCAACCCCACUGUUCCUUCCUUCAUACGCUUCCUCUUUCAUGGUUCGAACUCGAUUCCCACUUCACCUCUCUCCAACACUCCCUCACUAACCGCUUCCAUAUACUCCAAUCACUCGAACAAUCACAUUCUCAAUCCCAAUCGAAAACCCUAACUUCCAACUCUAACAACCGAACAUCCAAAUAUUCUAACUUUCCGUCCAAAGCUUACGGCAUUUCAUCGAACCAGAACAAAUUGAACAUUCUGUGUGAGAAGAUGGAUGGUAUAGGGUUGAUGAAUUACGUUAUUGAUAAUUUCAAGGAUAAAGUUAGGGUUCAGGAGGAGCUGCUUGAAGCAUUUCGAUAUACUCCGGACGCAGGGGUGUUGGUUCUGCAAAUGCUGGAAGGGUUUCAUGGGUUGAGUGGUGAUUGUAAUGAUUGGAGAUUGAGGAAGAUGGGGAGGAUUUGUGUUAUGUUGUUGAGGAUUCUGAGUGUUGCUGGUGUGAAUGUGAGCUUUAAGGCUAGAGAGAAAGCCUUGAAGGUGGCUCUUGAUUGGAAAGUGAAUUUGAUGGGUGAUUAUGGAAAUAUUUUGAAGGCGUUGGGGUUUAUCUAUUUGGUUUAUGCAUUUGGUAUUGUUUCUGAAUUCAGCAUGGAUGAGCUUGUUGAAAUUUCUGCUGUGGCUGCAGUUAAUGUCGAGUUCAUGCAGCUUUGUCGUGAUGUUGGUUUGACAGAUAGGGUUCCUGAGAUUGUUCAGAAACUUGUUGAUAGGGGCAAAUAUGUUCUGGCUGUCAAGUAUGUUUUUGAGUUUAAUCUUGCUGAUAAGAUUCCACCAAUUCCUAUUUUGAAAGCAUGCGUGGAUGCAUCUAAGAAACUUGCUACAAGACUUUCCCUGGAAGGAAGGCCACGGAUGGAAAUUACUGAUAGAGAAAUGCGUGUACUGAAAACGGUAAUUGAGAUUAUUGAGAAUUAUAAGCUUGAAUCUGAAUAUCCACGAGCUAGCCUUGAGCAGCGUAUAGAGCAGUUGAAGGGGAAGGGUGCAAAUAUGAAAGACCAAUCACCAGCUUCUAUUCUAACUAGACAUGCACUUCAACGACGGCAACGAAAGAGAAGGAUGAAGAAGCAGCAGCAAAAUGGGAUCAAGCUUCCUCGAACAUCCACUUCAGUUGGUCCAGAAGCUGUCCUCAUGAAUGUCAGUAAUAAUAAUUCAACAAUAUGCCAGUACGAACAACCUCUUGUCAAGCCUUCAGGUUUGUUUCCAAACCAUCCAAAUACAUACGCAAGCUCACCAGCCACUUCGCUUGGCAUGGUUGCCCCUACCCCAACCAUGCCUUCUUACACGGGUCAUUCAGCUGGUCCCAGCAGAAACCCCAACCUAGGUGGUUCUCAUCUAAACUCAUCAGAGCCACAUGUGCCAUCUGCUUAUUAUGAUGGUACUACUAACUUUACUGGUAGUCUAGCUUCCCCUUGACUUUGCAUCUCAAUUGUUCGGUUUUAAAGUGUAGUUGCUACUUUGCUUCAUUAACCAUGGUUUUAGGACAGAAAUUAGAUUCAGUUAUUGAGAAUUGUGAAGGAAUGCUUAGUUUCACAACUUUAAUUACUUGUAUUGUUAUGUAUAUAUAAAAUUACUUUUAGAGGUUGAUUAUAGUCUUUCCUCUCCCUUCGCCCUCACCCUCACCCUCGCCCCCAAACCACAACCUUUGGUGUUUACGCCAAGCAAUGGAACAUCGUUCGAUGGACUGACUACAUGGGCAUAUCAACAAUUUUUCUUCUUCAGAAGAAUAUAAAUUGAAGUCUUUUUUCAAGGUUUCCCUUAAUGGACCUAUUUUAUAUGUUCUUUAGUUUGUUCCAUUUCAUAAAAUGUAAAAAAAAGUUAUGUUGCCUAAUUAAUUGGCUUAUGCAACUCUCAUUUUCUAUC